AUGCGUCAGGCCAUUAUAGUGUUUGUCGCUGCAGCUACUCUCAUUGUCAGUUGUGACGCUGCGAUGCUGGGAUCUCCUGAUUCAAAGCAAUCGAUAGAUGCUGCUUCUGCGAAGACCACGCGAUUUCUUCGGGGUGUUGACACGGAGGAUGAUAGCGACGGUCUGGGUUUCAUAAAGGAGGAGAGGGCUGGAACCCAACUACAAUUCGUUGACGACCUGCUGGCCAAGUUGGCGAUUAACGAAGCAGUGGCGCUGAAGAACCUGAACAGGUUUGAUGAUGACCUCAUGAAAAAACUUCGAAAGAACCGGAGUUGA
Messenger RNA from Phytophthora nicotianae INRA-310, 315 nucleotides. RefSeq lists its product as hypothetical. The record is from RefSeq and is a predicted model, not a curated record. The transcript has a single exon. Bases 1 to 315 code for a protein of 104 amino acids. Lineage: Eukaryota; Oomycota; Peronosporomycetes; Peronosporales; Peronosporaceae.